Molecule: messenger RNA, 1243 nt
Organism: Glycine soja
Lineage: Eukaryota; Viridiplantae; Streptophyta; Magnoliopsida; Fabales; Fabaceae
Product: 28 kDa ribonucleoprotein, chloroplastic-like
Exons: 4
Coding region: 73-945 (290 amino acids)
Cellular component (GO): cytosol
Molecular function (GO): mRNA binding
Source: RefSeq, a predicted model, not a curated record
CUGGUCUUAUCCACACUCUUGUUUUAAACCCUUCACUCACUCACUCACUCACUCACUCACUCCUGUUCGUAAAUGUCUAUCACUUCCCUCACCAUGGCCGAGUCCUGCCUCCUCUCUUCUCCCUCCUCACUCUUCCACGCCAAAACCAAACCCUCUCUCUUUACACCCCCCUCCAAACCCCUCACACUCCAAUUUUCAUGCCUCAACUCCUCCGUCUCUCUCUCCCUCGCCGCACCAACUCACCGUUCUCCCCUUGUAACUUUCGUGGCCCAAACUUCCGAUUGGGCCCAACAAGAAGAAGAACAGAGCCUCGCUGAAACCGAAGCGGGCCUGGAAAGUUGGGAGCCCAACGGCGAAGACGCCGGCGAUGAGAGCUUCGUCGAACCGCCGGAAGAGGCCAAGCUCUUCGUUGGGAACUUGCCUUACGACGUUGAUAGCCAGAAAUUGGCCAUGCUUUUCGAACAGGCCGGAACCGUUGAAAUCGCUGAGGUUAUUUAUAACAGGGAAACUGACCAGAGUCGCGGGUUUGGGUUUGUGACGAUGAGUACUGUUGAAGAAGCUGAAAGCGCUGUGGAGAAAUUCAACCGCUAUGAUAUCGAUGGAAGACUGCUGACUGUUAAUAAGGCUUCUCCAAGAGGAACUCGGCCCGAACGCCCACCACCUCGUCGUUCCUUUGAGUCUUCCUUAUCAAUCUAUGUUGGUAAUUUGCCAUGGGAUGUUGACAAUACCCGGCUGAAGCAAAUUUUCAGUAAACACGGUAAUGUUGUGAAUGCUCGGGUAGUCUAUGACAGGGAGUCAGGUCGAUCACGUGGCUUUGGCUUUGUCACAAUGUCUGAUGAGACAGAAAUGAAUGAUGCCGUUGCUGCUCUUGAUGGCGAGAGUUUGGACGGAAGGGCAAUUAAGGUGAGUGUUGCUGAGGACAGGCCAAGGCGUGGCUCCUUUUGAGCGUUAGCAUAUGUAGUUCCCCAUGUCAGCUGCUGGAGUUCUCUUGCAUUUUUUUAAUAGCUGAGGAUAUACUAUAGUGUCAAUUUUUGUUUAAAGGAAAAUCCUUUCUUGGGGCGCCAAUUUCAGAUUAGAUUUAAGUAUUUCGUUGUUAUUAAUUUAAUGUCCAGAUGAAAGUUAAGUUGUAAUUCCUGACUCCGGAGAUUGGAGAUAAGUAAUACUUUGUUGUUGCCUUUUUCUUUUGGGUUAUUUGCUAUUAUUUAUGCAAUGAAAAUAGGGAAGGGGAGUUCUGUCGCGAGUA